Hipposideros armiger (great roundleaf bat) is the source of this 5021-nucleotide messenger RNA. RefSeq names its product semaphorin 3C (gene SEMA3C). The transcript is spliced from 18 exons. Bases 398 to 2608 code for a protein of 736 amino acids. Gene Ontology annotation, cellular component: plasma membrane. NCBI's taxonomy places the organism in Eukaryota, Metazoa, Chordata, Mammalia, Chiroptera, Hipposideridae. Gene Ontology annotation, molecular function: semaphorin receptor binding; chemorepellent activity. Gene Ontology annotation, biological process: axon guidance; negative chemotaxis; positive regulation of cell migration. The record is from RefSeq and is a predicted model, not a curated record.
CCGGCGGAGAUGCGGCCGAGUGUGCAGGGCGGCUGAAGCCAGCCGGCUGGGCGGCGCGCCGGGGCAGCCAGAGCCGCGCGCCGCGUCGCUGUAACCGGACACCCGAGCGCUCGCCCCCCACGCCCGGCCACUUUCCAUUCACUCCGAGGUGCUUGAUUGAGCGACGCCGAGAAGGGCUCCGGGUGCCACUGCGCUGCAGCGCUGAGGAUUCUUUUACAAAGAAACUCAGAGGACCGGGAAGAAAGAAUCGCACCACUGGGACGCUCUAGAUCAGGUCUUCUGGGAAAAGGACGCGAGACACACGCGGAGCCAGAGCGGUAGCAAAUUGAUUUUUUCCGUACCGAUCUCUUCCCACCUCGGUAUUUUCCCUUGGACCUUAACUUGAAAAUCUGAAGAAAUGGCAUUCCAGGCAGUUUGCGUGUUGGUUGGAGUAUUUCUUUUCUCUGUCUGUGUAAAAGGAUCUUCUCAGCCCCAAGCAAGAGUUUAUUUAACAUUUGAUGAGCUUCGAGAAACCAAGACCUCUGAACACUUCAGCCUGUCCCACCACCCUUUAGACUACAGGAUAUUAUUAAUGGAUGAAGAUCAGGACCGGAUCUAUGUGGGCAGCAAAGAUCACAUCCUUUCCUUGAAUAUUAACAAUAUAAGUCAAGAACCUUUGAGUGUUUUCUGGCCAGCAUCUACAAUCAAAGUCGAAGAGUGCAAAAUGGCUGGCAAAGAUCCCACACCUGGGAAUCAUCUACUCAUCCUUUCAAGAGCGUGCAGAUGUCACUUCUCUGGAGAGGCUUUUUUCCCCACUUGGGAUCAAGUUUUCAUGAUUGACUCCAAGUGUGAAUCUGGAAAAGGACGCUGCUCUUUCAACCCCAAUGUGAACACAGUAUCUGUUAUGAUCAAUGAGGAGCUUUUUUCUGCAAUGUAUAUAGAUUUCAUGGGGACAGAUGCUGCCAUUUUUCGAAGUUUAACUAAGAGGAAUGCAGUCAGAACUGAUCAACACAAUUCCAAAUGGCUAAGUGAACCUAUGUUUGUGGAUGCACACGUUAUCCCAGAUGGAACUGACCCAAAUGAUGCUAAGAUUUACUUCUUCUUCAAAGAGAAACUGACUGACAAUAGCAGAACCACAAAACAGAUUCAUUCCAUGAUUGCUAGAAUAUGUCCUAAUGACACGGGCGGACUGCGUAGCCUUGUCAACAAGUGGACCACCUUCUUGAAAGCACGGCUGGUGUGCUCGGUCACUGAUGAAGAUGGCCCAGAAACACACUUCGAUGAAUUAGAGGAUGUGUUUCUGCUUGAAACGGAUAACCCAAGGACAACACUAGUGUAUGGCAUUUUUACAACAUCAAGCUCAAUUUUUAAAGGAUCAGCAGUGUGUGUGUAUCAUUUAUCUGAUAUACAGACUGUGUUUAAUGGGCCCUUUGCCCACAAAGAAGGGCCCAAUCAUCAACUGGUUUCCUAUCAGGGUAGAAUUCCAUAUCCUCGCCCUGGAACUUGCCCAGGAGGAGCAUUUACGCCCACUAUGCGAACCACCAAGGAGUUCCCAGAUGAUGUUGUCACUUUUAUUCGGAACCAUCCCCUCAUGUACAAUUCCAUCUACCCCAUCCACAGAAGGCCUCUGAUUGUCCGUAUCGGCACUGACUAUAAGUACACAAAGAUAGCUGUGGAUCGAGUCAAUGCUGCUGACGGCAGAUACCAUGUCCUGUUUCUCGGAACGGAUCGGGGAACCGUGCAGAAGGUGGUCGUUCUCCCCACCAACAGCUCUGCCAGUGGGGAGCUCAUUCUGGAAGAGCUGGAAGUUUUUAAGAAUCAUGUUCCUAUAACAACAAUGAAAAUUUCAUCCAAAAAGCAACAGUUGUAUGUGAGCUCCAACGAAGGGCUAUCCCAAGUGUCUCUGCAUCGCUGCCACAUCUACGGCACAGCCUGUGCUGACUGCUGCCUGGCCCGGGAUCCUUACUGCGCCUGGGAUGGCCAGUCCUGCUCAAGGUUCUACCCAACCGGGAAGCGGAGGAGCCGAAGACAAGAUGUGAGACAUGGAAAUCCAUUGACUCAAUGCAGAGGAUUUAAUCUAAAAGCAUAUAGAAAUGCAGCUGAAAUUGUUCAGUAUGGAGUAAAAAACAACACCACUUUCCUUGAGUGUGCCCCCAAGUCUCCUCAAGCAUCUAUCAAGUGGUUAUUGCAGAAAGACAAAGACAGGAGGAAAGAGGUCAAGCUGAAUGAACGAAUCAUAGCCACUUCCCAAGGACUCCUGAUCCGCUCCAUUCAGGAUUCUGACCAAGGGCUGUAUCACUGCAUUGCGACAGAAAACAGCUUCAAGCAGACCAUAGCCAAGAUCAACUUUAAAGUUUUAGAUUCUGAAAUGGUGGCUGUUGUAACAGACAAAUGGUCCCCGUGGACCUGGGCCAGCUCCGUGAGGGCUUUACCCUUCCACCCGAAAGACAUCAUGGGGGCAUUUAGCCACUCAGAAAUGCAGAUGAUUAAUCAGUACUGCAAAGACACUCGGCAGCAACAUCACCAGGGAGAAGAAGCCCAAAAAAUGAGAGGGGACUAUGGCAAAUUAAAGGCUCUCAUCAACAGCCGGAAAAGUAGAAACAGAAGGAAUCAGUUGCCAGAGUCCUAAUGUCUUCUUACAUGGGGCGAAGGCUUCCAGUAGCAGAUGGUCUCUCAUCAGUGAUCAAAGUUUGAACAAUGAGCCUUGUUCUUUACCCAUGGGAAAUUCCUGAGAAAGAUGGUUACACACUCCUAAAGUGAACGUUACAUGAACUGAAAUGAGCAUGCAUUUUCUUGUAUGAUAUUGACUAGCACUAGACAUGUCAUGGUCCUCAUGGUGCAUAUAAAUAUUUAAAUUAACCCAGAUUUUAUUUAUAUCUUUAUUUACCUUUUCUUCAAAAUCAAUAUGGCGACUAUAAAACUAGAAUUCUUACAUCCCUUAAUUAAUUGAACAAGGGCCGUAACCCUGUGAUCUUCCUUCCUUGAUUUAAGGGUUUAGAUUUCUAAUUGUCACUGAUUUUAUAUAUGAAAACAAAUAACUAACUUUGCAACUUUUACAUAGUAAAAGCUGUAUAAAAGUCGUAUAAAUGCAUGUGACUGGGUAGCUGUCAAAGAAAUGUAGAAUAGAGAAAAGACAAGGAAGAGGGCAUCUAACAGCUGCACAAAACAUAAGUAAUUCAUAAAGAAAAAACGGAAGUUUGUAUGCUUCCAGGGAAAUAUGUUAUUCGUUACUUUUAAGUUUGUAAAAGUUGUCAGUUGCUGGUAUCUGUCAUUGAUCUUUGUUCGCUUGUUUCAGGAAGAUAAAAAUGAAUGACCCUCACAAUAAACGUCUUUGAUUGGAAUUAUGUCAGAGAAGCAUUUAAGUUUAUAGUUUUAUGUUAUCUUCCAAACAGAAACACUUUCUUUUGAGGAGUUAUUUAAGUUAUUCUAGACUUAGAGAAUAUAAUGUUAUACUUUUAAAUUGAUUACCGUGUUCUAAAUUUUUAGUCUUUUGUGGCAAAUUAAACAAGAUAAGAAAAAAUUUUUGAAAUAUCAAACUUGUAUAUGAAAGGUGAAACCAUCAGAAUGGAAAAAAAGAAAGUAGAAAAUAGAAUUUUAUUAACAGUUUAUAAGGAAUGUGACUAGUUUUUAACUUUAAUAAUUAAUUUUGAUGAUUAAUUCACAUUUUUUUUUGUUUACCAACAUGAGAUAACAUUGAUUUUUAAGUCAUCAGUUCAUUUUUAAUGAUCUUUUGUGUGGUCAUUUUGGGGAGAAAUGAAAAAAAAUCUAAUCUGAACAAAAAUAGACAUUCUUUUAAAAGAAUGUUGGUACAUUAUGUUCACUGCUCUGUAAAUACAAAUUUGAUAAGUUUUGUGAUUAAUAAAAUAAUUAUCUUCUAAUUGUAUGUUUGGAUCAUUUUAUUAAAAUAAUUUGAUAUUAAGUUUUCUACUCCAAAUGACAAUUAGAUGGAAGAAAUAUGAAAAAUUUCUUCAUAUUUCUUCUAAAACACAACUUUUGCUCUUUCAUUUUAUCUACCAUUAAAGAUAUUUUCAUGUUUACUGUUGCAAACAAAUUGCAUCAGAUACCUAAUCAAAACUGAGUAUAAAGUUUUAUUUGUCGUUAAUCCUUGAAGAAGGUAAGGUAGAUAUAUCACCUUUUUAAGCACUGCAGUAUAAAGAAAGCUUCAAGAACUAAAAGUCAUUGUUAAAAUGAAUGUGUAACCGUUGAGAAUCUAAGAAUAUGAUUACUUAUUUAAGUGGUGGUAAAUUAUUAUAAGAGGAGGCCUCAAUGGGGAAAAACUAGUUCAAACACAACAUAGUACUCAUUUUUUUAAAAAAAGCUAUUGAUUAAAAGCUAUUGUCGCAAAUGUGUAUAAUUAUAAGCAGUCUCUAAAACAAUUUAUGAUAUAGUUUGCCUGCUUAAAGGGUGUAAUUAAACCUCUUUAUUCUCUUGUAUGUGCACAAGUAGAAAUGUGUGUAAAACCAAACCCAUCUUCUGUGUGUGUGUGGCCAAUCUAUUCUAUGAACGGAGUUGAAGUACAGUUGUUUUAGAGUCAGAGGAUAGGGGAAACUACAUGGGACCCCUUGCCUCAUGUAAACCCAAACUGAUAGAUAGAUGGUUAAGGGUGUUUAGUUUUGUAAUAUUAUUUGUGCUAUUUAAUACCUUUUACUUUGAACAUUAUUAAAUUGUAUAUAAUUUUAUUACUUUUCGUUUAAAAUUAUAGAAAUCCUUCUUGAACAGAACUGCCAAAUGUAAAGAAAAUGUUCUUCCUCAAAAAUAUUGUUAAUGUAUACUGAAUGUUGAUUGGUUUUAUUUUGUAUCAUGUGACAAUUCGAUGACUAAAUAAUAUGUUUUCUAUUUGUAUUGUACAUAACAGUUUCUAGAAAAGCACUUUUUUUUCAAAGCAUAGGUUUGUGAAUAGAUUUUAGCAUGAUGAAACUGUCAUUACAGUGAAUGUUAACUCGGUGUAAGAAAAUAAACUAAAUGUAGUUAGCACAUUAUUAUUUAAUUGGAUAUUGAAUAAAGCAUUUGCCUGGCAAAAUAAAACAUCCUGAAUUCCCCAA